Molecule: messenger RNA, 1930 nt
Organism: Phragmites australis (common reed)
Lineage: Eukaryota; Viridiplantae; Streptophyta; Magnoliopsida; Poales; Poaceae
Product: hexokinase-10-like
Exons: 9
Coding region: 144-1649 (501 amino acids)
Biological process (GO): intracellular glucose homeostasis; glucose 6-phosphate metabolic process; glycolytic process
Cellular component (GO): cytosol; mitochondrion
Molecular function (GO): mannokinase activity; glucokinase activity; fructokinase activity
Source: RefSeq, a predicted model, not a curated record
GCGUGCCCCCGUCCCCUCGCAGGCUCGCCGCGGCCGCUUCCCACGCGCCUCCCGAUCGCACUUGAGUUCAGCCAGCCAUAUCGUCGAACGCCUUGCCCACGCUCGUGGCGGGCGCGUUCUCGCGGAGGGCCGGGAAGGAGUUGAUGGGGAGGGCGCAGUUGCUGCGCGCGGCGGUGGGGUGCGCGGCGGCGGUGACGUGCGCGGCGGCGACGGCGCUGGUGGCGCGGCGGGCGAUGGCACGGUGGCGGUGGAGCCGGGCCGUGGCGGUGGUGCGCGGGUUCGAGGAGGGGUGCGCCACGCCUACCGAGCGGCUGCAGCGGGUCGUCAACUCCCUGGCCAUCGAGAUGUUCGCGGGGCUCGCGUCCGAGGGUGCCAGCAAGGUCCGGAUGCUGCUCACCUGCGUCGACGAGCUCCCCAACGGGAAUGAGGAAGGCAUCUAUUAUGCCAUUGAUCUUGGAGGAACAGGAUUUAGAGUCAUGAAACUAGAACUUGGUUCAGGAUCUAUGGUUAUCAAUAAAAAAGUUGAACAUCGACCUAUCCCUGAAGAGUUGACUAAGGGUACAAGUGAGGAUUUGUUCAAUCUAAUUGCUUUGGCACUAAAAAAUUUUAUUGAAAGAGAGGGUGGAAAAGAUGAGGGAAGGGCACUUGGUUUUACAUUUUCCUUCCCGGUCAGACAAAUUUCCAUAUCCUCAGGGUCAUUAAUUCGGUGGACUAAGGAAUUUUCAAUUGAAGAGGCUGUUGGGAAAGAUGUUGCUCAGUGCUUAAAUGAAGCCCUUGUUAGGAAUGGACUGAAUUUGCAGGUCACUGCAUUGGUGAACAAUGCUGUAGGGACAUUGGCUUUGGGGCAUUAUUAUGAUGAGGAUACCGUGGCUGCAGUGAUUAUAGGAGCUGGCAUCAAUGCUUCCUAUAUUGAACGCAGUGUUGCAAUUACUAAAUGCUGUGGUCUUCUUACCAACUCUGGAGACAUGGUUGUAAAUGUAGAAUGGGGCAGUUUCCGGCCUCCACAAAUACCAUUAACCCCGUAUGACAUAUGUUUCAAUGAUGGGACACACAAUUAUUAUGAUCAAGCUUUUGAGAAAAUGAUCUCUGGUGUGUAUCUUGGGGAGAUUACAAGAUUGGUGCUCCAAAGAAUGGCUCAAGAAUCGGAUGUAUUUGGUUCUGCUGUGAAUUGUUUGUCUACCCCUUUUAUAUUAAGUACACCUUGUCUAGCUGCUAUUCGUGAGGAUGAUUCCCCAGAUUUGAAAGAAGUUGGUAGGGUACUCGAAGAGCAUCUGAAGAUACAAAAUGUUCCACUGAAGACUCGGAGACUUGUCAUGAGAAUCUGUGACAUUGUCACCCGAAGAGCUGCCCGUCUAGCGGCAGCUGGAAUCGUUGCAGUACUGCAAAAAAUCGGUCGUGAUGGAACCCUUUGUGGUACCACCGAAGUUCGAAGAAUAAGAGGUGAGACGAAGAGAUCGGUUGUCGCUAUCGAAGGUGGUCUCUACCAAGGCUAUUCAGUCUUCAGGGAGUAUCUGAAUGAAGCCAUAGGCGAGAUCCUAGGGGAUGAGGUUGCCUCCACUGUUAGUCUCAGAGUGGUGGAGGAGGGGUCCGGGAUUGGGGCUGCGCUCCUUGCAGCAUCAUAUUCGUCGACUAGACAAAAUUCCGCAUAGGAUUGACACAGGCUUUUCUCCUGCUCAGAUGAAAUCAUGAAACAAAAGGAGGGGCAUUCGUCCAUCCUACUGUGAAAAUGUGUACAUGAUAGAAAGCGGUUCUUGUACAGAACUCUUAACCCCUUGUCUAGUUUUCUUUGCCUCAAUUGUUCGUUGUCGCAUCAUGUUUUCUUCUCAUCUAUGUGAAUUUAUAUGCAAUGGUGAAUUAACCUUUAGUGCUUCAAUGUACUAGUGGAUCAUUUGGUGGCUUGCAAAAAAUAAUGCUGAUGGUGUGUGAUCCA